AUCAAUCAGAGCUCGAUUCUCACUUUGGACCAUCUAAAUCUUCCUGUGAAAAGAAGGGCUUCCUGUAACCAUACUCUUCGGGACAUUUUGAGUAUAAAAUAUCCGCGAGCAUGUUCAAUAUAAUUGCCAAUUUUCUCUCCUCCAUCAUCACAGUCCUCUUUCCCAUCUUCGCGUCUUACAAGGCUCUCCGAACGUCUGACCCUGCGCAAUUAACGCCAUGGCUGAUGUACUGGGUUGUGCUUUCUUGCGCUCUCCUCGUGGAAUCAUGGACUGAAUGGAUUCUUGUAUGGGUUCCAUUCUACCCAUGGAUUCGUCUCCUCGCACAUACCUACCUCGUACUCCCACAAACCCAAGGAGCCCGACAGCUUUACCAGGAGCGCAUUCACCCGUUCCUUGCCCACCACGAGGCUGAGAUUGAAGCGUUUAUCGGCAACGCCCACGAGCGACUCAAGGCAGCUGGUCUGCAAUACCUCAAACAAGCUAUCGAUAUGAUCAAAGAACACGUUCUCGGAUACCCACCCGCUAGACCUGCAACACCGCCUCCGCGUUCUUCCUAUGGAGCACCGUCAUACGCGCAAACAUUGCUCGCACGCUUCAACUUACCAAGUGCCCGUGAAGGCCUUGCCGCCCCAGCUGGUGAUCUGUACGGCUUCCUGAGCGCAGCACUUGGCCAAACAUCCUCUUCAACCAGGGAGGUACCGGCGGAGGAUGCAGCACAUCUCAUUCCAGCCGAGCUUUCUUCGGACGAGGAGAAGAUGAGCUUCAUCUCCACCCAGCGCGACCGUCUGCGCUCCUUACUCCGUGCUUUGGAUAAUGAAGCGAAUAAUCUGUCGACCAGUACCGCUGACGCAUCUUCCGCCGCAGCUGGUACAUACUCGGGCGAUGAAGCAAACCUGAGCAAGAGCAGGAGUGAGCUAGAAUUUGAGCCCAUCUCGCGCGAUGAACUUGGAACUGGUGAAAAGGACUCCAAGGCCGCAGCUGCCGCGAAAGGUGGUAGCUGGAUGCCCUGGAGCUGGGGCUAUGGGUCUUCCAAGUCCGCCUUGUCUUCGCCAUCGGAAGAGAAAUCAAAGGAAACUGCUUUCCCUACAGCCCGCGGAGCCUCUUCUGGUGUGGAUAUCUGAUCUCACUUUCACUUGGGGCUAGAUACACAUGUCGCUUCACGUACAGGUACUAGGAGUCUUUACCUUUGGCGUUAUAUAAUUUUCCGUUUUUCUUAUUCCUUUUCUAUCUUUUCCCCAUAAGUUUUCCGCAGAUAUUCCUAUAUUGUUUUGCUCCGAUAGUGCUCUCUCUUCUCUUCUCUACUUUCUUUUUAUUAUUUAUUUUUUUUCUUAUAUUAUAUCCAUUUUU
Molecule: messenger RNA, 1347 nt
Organism: Xylona heveae TC161
Lineage: Eukaryota; Fungi; Ascomycota; Xylonomycetes; Xylonales; Xylonaceae
Exons: 3
Coding region: 111-1121 (336 amino acids)
Source: RefSeq, a predicted model, not a curated record